UAUACCUACUCACAAUAGAAUCAUAGCAACGACUGAACCUCUUGGGGAGCAUAGGAUUCAGUCUUCGACAGACAGCAGACCGAGCAGGUUGUUCGAGCGGUCUCUCCUCGCAUCUAGGAAUCGUUGGAACUUUGCUUCCAAGUUCAUUUAGAAGGCAUUCGAGCUUGUACGUUCGUUCGAGGAGAGAAGAAGGAUAAAGAUUCGAACUUUCGUUCGAUCAGCGACGCAUAGUAUUACGCUGAAUCUACGAUUCAGUGGCAAGAAGAAUCUGGACAAGAAGAAAUCCAUCGAAGCGGAUCAUGCAACGACUUCUUUGCUGACCCGUUCCUGGUUGUGUGUUCUCGUGUUUGCUUCGCGCAGUGAUCACGCGUGCAGUACGAGUGUAAAAUUGUGUCAAGUUGCGUGAAAAAGUGUGAAAAGUUAUGUCGGGAACUUGUGAUCCAUCGACGAACGUCAUGAAGAACCCGGUGCACGAAAGUGGAUUUUUCGAGGACGGAAGCGACAUAGAGAUGAUCGUCGAGGAGGAGACGAUUGAUGUCGGAGAGGAGGUUGUCAUCGAGCAAUGCACGGAGACCUGUUACGGGUUGACCGAAGUCAUUGACGAGCUCGACGACAGUGACUUGGAUGAGCCGGUUCCUGACGAUCACGAGGACAAAUCGAACAAAGUAAACCUGGCAGACAGCGGAGACCAGAGGGUAGACAUGACGCAUUUUGAUCUGCUGAAGGUCCUUGGAACCGGAGCUUAUGGAAAAGUGUUCCUGGUGCGUAAGAGAACGGGCGCCGAUGCCGGUCGACUCUACGCCAUGAAAGUCCUGCAGAAAGCGUCGAUCGUGCAAAAGAAGAAGACGACCGAGCAUACGAAGACGGAGCGACAAGUUCUGGAGGCCGUUCGUGACAGUCCUUUUCUGGUUACGCUGCAUUACGCCUUUCAGACGGACGCAAAGCUCCAUCUUAUUUUGGAUUACGUGAGCGGUGGAGAGUUGUUUACACAUCUCUAUCAGCGAGAACAUUUCACCGAGGACGAAGUGCGAAUCUAUAUUGGUGAAGUUAUUUUGGCGUUGGAACAUCUACAUAAGCUGGGUAUAAUCUAUAGGGACAUUAAGCUAGAAAACAUUCUGUUGGACAGAGAAGGUCAUAUCGUGUUAACAGAUUUUGGGCUGAGCAAAGAGUUCCUGCCGCACGAAAGAGACAACAACGCCCGAGCUUACUCUUUUUGCGGGACUAUCGAGUACAUGGCACCGGAAGUGGUACGAGGGGGAUCAGCGGGACACGAUAUUGCGGUGGACUGGUGGAGCGUAGGCGUACUAACGUACGAGCUGCUAACCGGCGCGUCGCCUUUUACGGUCGAUGGCGAAAAGAACACGCAGCAAGACAUUUCGCGUCGGAUAUUAAAGACAGAACCACCGAUACCGAGCCACAUGGGUCCAACGGUUCGAGACUUUAUCCUACGUCUUCUCGUGAAAGAUCCGCGACAACGGCUCGGCGGAGGUCCAGGAGACGCCAAAGAGUUGAAAGAACAUACUUUCUUCACGGAAGCCCCACCACCGUUUAGCUGGAAAGCUCUAGAAAGACGCGAAAUCACUCCGCCUUUCGUUCCUACAAUUACUCACGAGCUGGACACCAGCAAUUUUUCGGAUGAAUUCACCAAAAUGAUCGCAACCGACAGUCCGGCCGUGGUUCCGCCCAAUUAUGACAAAAUUUUUAGAGGUUACUCGUACGUGGCGCCAUCCAUACCGGUUGGAGACAAUAUAGUUGUUAGUAAAGACAUAAUCGAAGAAGCCACGACGGCUAGUACAGAGUCUGAAAUACCUUCAGCGUCGGACGCGGUGUCAGUGAGUUUCGAGGAGUCCCCGUUCUUACAGGCCUACGAAUUAGACCCUCUAGAGGUCUUAGGAGAUGGUAGUUACUCGAUCUGUCAUAAGUGCAGACAUAAGAAAACGUUGGAGGAGUACGCUGUGAAGAUUGUCAAUCGCAGAGUCGACUGUGGAGGAGAGGUCAAUUUGCUGAGAACCUGUCAGGGACAUCCAAAUAUAGUUAAACUGGUCGAAGUUCACGAGGACCAAAUGCAUAUGUACUUGGUAAUGGAAUUGUUGUCUGGAGGAGAACUAUUGAGGAGAUCGAGGCCAGUUAGCGAGCAACAGGCUAGUAAAAUAAUGCGGCAACUUGCCUCCGCGGUCCUUUUUAUGCACUCGAAAGGCGUGGUCCAUCGAGAUCUCAAACCAGAGAAUAUAGUAUUUGCAGACGAGAGCGAAGACUCGCCAGUGAAGAUAGUAGAUUUCGGUUUCGCCAGGAUAAAAUGCGACUGUGAGCCUCUAUAUACUCCCUGUUUCACUCUUCCGUAUGCAGCUCCAGAAGUGAUAGCUGAACAAGGUUAUGACCAGAGCUGUGAUCUUUGGAGUCUGGGUGCUAUACUGUAUUCCCUACUGUCCGGAGACCCGCCAUUUGGGACCGAUUCCCCAGACUUGGCCACCCGAAUCAGGGCAGGCGAGAUCGAUUUCGAUAGCGAAUCCUGGAGUCACGUGUCUGACCUCGCCAAACAGGUCGUCAAAGGCUUGUUGACCGUGGACCCCAGCAAACGCCUCACAGCUAGUGGCCUGGUAAAUCAUCCUUGGUUAAACGAAUCUAGUUCGUUCCAAGUAUCCACUUCGGUCGAUAAAACCACUACGGACAAUUCGAAUACACUAUCAGAGAAGCCGGAAGGAUUCCGAUUGCGGGAAGUAGAUGGUGCCAGACUUGCCCAGCGCCGGAAAUUGCACAAGCGUUCUACUUCUAGUUCUGUAUCGUCGUCUGCCUCUUCGUCCAGUCAGUCUGUACAGCCCGUUCAACUACCCAGCACCGCAACUAACCUAACAACUUCCGUCUCACCAGCGCAACCAAGCGCCUUCGAUUUUGGCAAAGACAAAGUAAAUGAAUAUCUCAGCUCUUUGUCUUCUUCCUCCGAUUCGAAUUCGCCAAGGAUCGUGCAACAGGAGUCAUCUAAAAAACGUAAACAAGACGACGAUGGGGUGACCAGGUCGAAAAAGCUUACGAGAUACGCGCGAUAUUUAUAUGAGUAUUACAACAGUACUGGCCCCGUGACUAGGUCCAAGAAAAGGAAACUAGAGGAGAAGACCGUAAACGAGGACGACUUAUCUACGACAGAAUCUUGCGAGACAAAUCAGGUGGACUUUAGAGAGAUCCGUCGGAAACAGCAGACAGGAAAACGACCCAAGGGGUUUACCACUGUCAUCGGGGAAUAGAAGUUCACGCCACCUUUUCUCCGUAUCUCUCCUAUGUACAUUGUAUGCAUUUUACGUAAUGUGAUGUCGUUUUCUGCCUUCGAAGCUCGAAUCGACUCGGGCAACACACAUUGCGUCAUUCCUAUUUCCGGGACUUUAGCCGUGAACUAUUUGAAUCCUAUACGAGUUCGUUAUUUUGCGACAUUUUGAUUUUUAUCAUUUUAACAUAAGGUAUGUUAAAAAAGAAUUUAGUUUUAUUCUUUGAUUCUUUAGCAUUUUAGGUAAUGUCAAUUGACAUAUUAAGAUUAUGUAGAAUGUAUGAGAUAUAACGAUAGAAUUAAAUCGUAUAACCCAAUAAGGACCAAUGAAAUAAUGCAAUGCAAUUAUAUAAAUGCAAUAUUAUCGAAAAACGUAUGAAAGUGAUUCAUACACUGUUUUCUUAAAAUACAAAGUAUGUAUCAAAAUAGUAUUUUGUAAAAGUUCACUACAUAAAUCAAAGAUGAAAAAUUUCCAGGAUUGAAAAAGAAUAGUUUAUCGUAUCGUCAUAAAUAGUUAAAUUUCUUUAAGAUUCUUAAGAAAGAAGAAAUAACGACGAAAAGAAUAUUCUUAGAAUUUCCUUUCUGUAACAUAAUAUAGAAUUCAAUAAUAGGUUAACAUGAUAAUGUUAAUUAAGCGUUGUUGUAAGCAAGUAACAUUUCAGUAUAAGUAAGGUUUGAAGUAAACCUUACAUAUAUUUAAGAUACUUUGAUGAACUCGUACAGGAUUCUAAAUCGAGUGUCCCAAGACGACACUGUUCCUUAUCGCGAUUUUUAAAUUAUUGUAGAUACGUUUAAUUUUAUGCCAUGCUUAGGGUUACGUAUCAUCGAACGACACUACGAGAGAUAGUAUUUUAAGUAGGAAAUAACGAGAAUACGUGUUCCUGAUCUUUUGAAGCCACUCUGAAUGUGGAUGGAACUUAACCUAAAAAAUAGUAUUCGUCGUUCUUAGAUUACAAUAUUAUUAUUUAUCCUAUUAGAGGAGCUUCAAAACCAAACGAAUAGAUAAUUUCUAUUCUUGUCAACUAUUUUGUAAUAGAUUAUACGCAUUAUCAUCCUUUUUGUAUUAGAUUUUUCAACCGUUAUCAAUUUUCUAUGGGCAAAUAUCUGAUCAACUUAUCGAUACUGUGUAUAUGUAUACAGAGUGUCCUAUGGAAGCAAGACGCAACGUUCGAACGAUAGAAGAUAGAAUAAAAUUUCAUUUAGAAAAAUUGAAUGAUUUCGGGGCAUCGUCCGCGGUGCAUGUGUCUUCUUGCAGUGGGACGCUCUGUAUAAUAAGGUGUCGGAAUUAAUUCAUAAACGUUCUCGUCGCGGGGAAAUGUCGAUUUGUACAGAAAACACCGAGUAAAAGAAAAACAAGAUUCUCCGCUCAAAACGCGACGAAAAAUGGAACGGUCCCUCGAGAUCGAUUCCCAGUAGAUUUAUUUCCUUUCUUCGCGUUGUCUGUGAUCAACCAUGUAUAAAAAUGGAAACAAAAGAACAAGAAAGUCGUCAAAGUGUUUGUCGACUUUUCUUAAUCUUCGCUCUAUCCCUGAUCCUUCUUAGAGGAAAUUAAAAGGUAAAAGAAGGGAGUAAGAAGAGGAAAACGGAGAAAGGCGUAAAGAGAAAGAGCAAAAACGACUUUGCGUAAAGACUUUAUGUAAAAAGAAAAAAAAAAUUCGAUUCGUGAAAAUUACGCAUAGAAAAUGUGCCUCAAACAGACGAUUUAUAAGGCGUGUAUGAAUAUGGUGUACACGCGUUUCAAUUUUUUUUUUUUUUUUUUUGGGAAGAAACAGAAGGAUCUUCGUUUGUUUCAGAUGAAAAAGGAGGUUAGGAGAGGUUAGGAAUGAUAGAGGCGCGUGUAUUCUCUAUUUAUUGUAUCGACGCAAAAGUAAACGUAUUGUGUUGUACGCGUCGAUUAUUAUUAUUAAUUAUAUACAUAAUAUAUAUAUAUAUGAAAAAAAGUAUACACACAGACUCAAAUCUAAACGGUUCUGUUUACACUAGCAUAUAUUAUAUCGGAUACAUGCUAUUCUUGUACAUUAAUUUUUAGCCUUGAAUCUUUAUAAGAAAAAUAUUAUAUACAAGAAGAAAAAAAAAAUAUAUAUAUACUUAUACACACGUGGUACACACACAAAAUCAUAUACCCGUGUACAUUCUACAUAGAAUGUUAAAAGAUAGGGUUGAUCGAAGUCAUUGGGUAUCGUAAUGAUUAAUGGUACAAUGCAUCGAUUACAUUGCGAUUUUUUCGUUUUGUACGAAUGUGUUUUACGUAUUAUUACUUUCAUUGAUUAAUUUUUCCUUUUCUUUUCGAAUGAUAAAAUGAUCGUGUGUAUUGUGAAAGAUAUAUUAACGAAUAGAUCAUCGAAUUAUUUGUAAUGAAAUAGACGAGUUGGAGGGAAUUGCACUUUGUUAGAAAACGUUGAAAUUGAAGGUAGUUGAGAUUUAUUUUCGUAGUCUACGAUACUGUUUCGUGUGAUUCAACUUCUUGCUGCUUUAGAAAUUCAUUGUAUAAAAAAUUUAUUUAGAUUGUCUGAAUGACACGUAUUUUUUUUUUUUACACAUAAUUUACAGAAAUAAAUGUUUUGUUCUUUUAGUUGAUUCGUCGUAGCAAGAGGUGAGAAUAAGUAUCAUCGAGGCACGAAAGAAAUUUCGUUCUUUCAUGCGUGACGAUAGUGUGUUAGUUUUCACGGGUUUUUAUUACAAAUUACAAUUGGUUAUGCGGUGACUCAUGGAUAUGUUCGAGUCCAGAGCUUUUUAAAUUUAAUUCAAUAAGAGUAAAACUCCAGACAGACGAUUCUACGUUAAAAAAUGAAAUGUGUGAUACAGUUAUUACUUAUGAUUUUUCCCCCUUUUUUGAGAAAUUUCAAUUUGAAAGUUCGUGGGAACCCCAUUUAGAUCAGCUUAGAUCUUUUUAAAAAUAAUAUGUAUAUUUGUGUUUUGAUGAUGUUUUCAAAAGUUAGUCUAGAAGCUCAUAAAGUCUCGUAUAAUAAGGGGAUCCACUUACUUUGUUUAUUCAUUUUAUGACGUGGAAUCAUUUGGUAAUACUUUUUAACGUUGCUAUUUAUAGUUUUAUCUUUUAUACUUUAAAAUUUAUAACCCGAUAUCUUCCAAACCUGUUACAUCCGCAUCUUCCAUACCAAAAAUGACGUAUAACUGUUUAAGUAACUUCCAUCCAUUAGUUUAAUGUAGAGAGUAAACUUUAAUUUGCGGUUAGUUUAAUAAACAUACGAACAGAUCUGCGAGUCACGAUGUAUCGUCUUAGUGUGUAAGCUGAAAGAGGAAAGAAGGGUGUUGACUGCUGUGAAGAAAAAGUGCAACGUUAAAGAAAUAAGAAUAAAAAAUAAAAAUAAAAAACGAGAUAAGUGAGAAAGAAAGGAUAGUGAAGACUGAAAAUGGUUGUGCACGGACUCAGGGAACAGAGAGACACAACCAAGGACAUAAAUCCUCCAAAAAGAAAAAAAAAAAAAUCGAUUAUGAAAAGGAUGAGAGCGUUCCACGUGGAUGGAGAAACGCGUGCUUCUACCAAAGACGACCGAAGUAAAAUCGCUCUGCAAAGACCAAAUAAAUCAAGGAAAAGUCAUGAAAAAAUCAACAAAAGAUAUAAAGAAGAAUAGAAAAAGCUUAAUCUUUUCGAAAUAUCGAGAGGCGUGUAAAUUUUUGCUGAAUCGUGUGUGAUUUUCCGGGCGUAACAGUUAAACAUAU
Molecule: messenger RNA, 6937 nt
Organism: Bombus impatiens (common eastern bumble bee)
Lineage: Eukaryota; Metazoa; Arthropoda; Insecta; Hymenoptera; Apidae
Product: ribosomal protein S6 kinase alpha-5-like
Exons: 6
Coding region: 423-3239 (938 amino acids)
Biological process (GO): intracellular signal transduction; protein phosphorylation; regulation of DNA-templated transcription
Molecular function (GO): protein serine/threonine kinase activity; ATP binding; magnesium ion binding
Source: RefSeq, a predicted model, not a curated record